Molecule: messenger RNA, 2672 nt
Organism: Nomia melanderi (Alkali bee)
Lineage: Eukaryota; Metazoa; Arthropoda; Insecta; Hymenoptera; Halictidae
Source: RefSeq, a predicted model, not a curated record
GUGUCGGUUGCGGUAAGAUCCAGUGCGAAAGAGCUGGGCUCGAGCGGAGCUCGCGCGUCCUCGUGGUUCGCGCUCGUUCCGCGGCCGUUCCGCGCUCAGUAGGUACGAGACUCGCGAUCGAGCAGCACGUUCGUUCGACCCGUUCGCGAGUCUCUUCUCGAGCCGGCGUAUCGAUCGCGAUCCACCCUUCCUGCGACCCCUCGGAAUUGAUUUCGAGCGGCCGACACGGUGAACGGAACGAAACGGAGCGGAAGAGCACGUGGCAGCGCGCGACCACCCCCCUCGCGAACGCGUUCUUUCGGUCUCGCGAUGUGCCGCUAGGAUCCGAGAGUGUUGGAGACGACGGUGUGCAUAUAUGUGUUGUACGCGUGCGUGAGAAAGAUCCGUGGAAACGGCUCGGUCUCGUACGAGAUGCCGCGUGCCUCCUGGGACGGUGAACGGAGCCGUUUAAGAAAUAGAGGGAACAGAGAGAGAGACAGAGAGAGACAGAGAAAGAGAGAGAGGAUCGAGCCCAUAGAUCCAGCAGCCGACGAACCUUCCCGCCGAGAAGCCUCCCGGCGAUUUUACCGACGUCAGAAGGUUAAACCCUAGGGAACGCCUAGAAACCGUGUCCCCGCCGUGUCAUGGAUAAUAAUCGGGAGAGCCCGUUCUCACGGACGCAACCGGGCAGAAGCUCGAUUCGGUCGCAAGUCGGCCGGAAGGCGUUGGGAACGAUCGACGCGGGCACGGCGAACGGUCAGCGUCAACAGACGACGCCGACGCCGAGCCCGAGGCAGCCCAAGGAGACGUCCAGUCCCAGGUCGACUGGCCGGUUAGUGGCUCCUCACUCGCCGCUGGACAAUUUGAAGCAGUGGGAGCUGGUGGAAGGGGACCGCGGCUUGAAAGUCGUCGAGAAGAAAAGUUCGCAGAGUCCUCGUGGACCAUCGGGCCGCGCGGACGGCACCGCGAGUACUCGCGCCUCGAUCGGGGCCAGCCCGAUCGUGCCGCCGAGAACGAUGCGUCAGAUCAGCCUGAAGGACCAGCUGAACGCCUUCAAGGACUCGAAGAUCGUCCAACCGAUCGCGGUGGCCAGCGACGAGUUGGCGGACGUGCCUAUUAGCCUCGAUUUGAUCCUGAAUCAGCAGGAGCAGCAACGGCAGAAAGACAAUUCCGCGGUGCAGGAGAGCACUGACAUGCUCCAAAGAUUGGAGCUGCAGGUCAAGGCCAUCGAAAUGGGCACGCUGGCGGCCAGAGAGCGUCCGUUGCAGGCCAGCUCCGAUUUCGAGCCGGAAAUACAGCUUCGAUACAGGGAGCACGAGGACCUGCUUCGAAACGUGACGGAUGACGAGGCCGAGGGGGAUUCCCCGUUGCAACGAGGAGACGCGACGAGAAACUCGACGGGAAACGCCGGGAUCACGGUGAAGGAGGGCACUGCUAAGCUAUCGAGAACAGCCUCGGAUACCAGGCGAGGACAGGAAGCGAUAAUACCGCUCCGAGCGUACAACAGGGCGCAGCAGUUAGCGCGUCCUAAUAUCAAAAAGGAGCAUCAUCAUCAACAACAACUACAACCGCAACAACAACAACAACAACAACAACAACAACAACCUCAGGAAAACAAUGCGGUUCGCAGUGCGCUAAAGCCAUUGUCAGACAUCGUGCGGAAGGCCCAGAAAAUCAAGACAGGGGAUGGCGUGGGAGUGUCGAGUAACGUCGGUCGGCUCUCGUCGAGGAGUCGGACAUCGGAGGAACCCCACAUCGGCAAGUACAAAUUACUCAAAACCAUUGGCAAGGGUAACUUCGCCAAGGUAAAGCUUGCCAAGCACGUGCCCACCGGUAAAGAAGUGGCCAUCAAAAUCAUAGACAAGACUCAACUGAAUCCGAACAGCCUCCAGAAGUUAUUCCGAGAGGUGAGGAUAAUGAAGAUGCUCGACCAUCCGAACAUAGUGAAGCUCUUCCAAGUGAUCGAGACCGAGAAGACGCUGUACCUGGUGAUGGAGUACGCCAGCGGCGGCGAGGUUUUCGACUACUUGGUUCUACACGGUCGGAUGAAGGAGAAGGAGGCCAGAGCGAAGUUCAGGCAAAUCGUUUCUGCCGUGCAAUACUGCCAUCAAAAGAAGAUCAUCCACAGGGACUUGAAGGCGGAGAAUCUGUUGCUCGACAGCGAGAUGAACAUCAAGAUCGCCGACUUCGGUUUCAGCAAUGAGUUCACGCCGGGCAACAAGUUGGACACCUUCUGCGGAUCACCGCCUUACGCGGCACCCGAGCUCUUUCAGGGUAAAAAAUACGACGGACCGGAAGUGGACGUCUGGUCGUUGGGAGUGAUAUUGUACACGCUGGUGUCGGGCUCGUUACCAUUCGACGGCUCGACGUUAAGGGAAUUGAGGGAGAGGGUGUUGAGAGGAAAAUACCGAAUCCCGUUCUACAUGUCCACCGACUGCGAGAGUCUGCUGAAAAAGUUUCUGGUGCUCAACCCGACGAAACGGGCCUGCUUAGAGACUAUAAUGAAAGACAAAUGGAUGAACAUGGGAUACGAGGACGACGAACUAAAACCGUACUUAGAACCCGAGCCCGAUUAUAAAGACCACAAGAGGAUAGGUGAGUCUGCCAAGGCCCUGGCUAGUAUGGGGUACACGAGAAACCAAAUAGAGGACUCGCUGGAACAGGCCAAGUACGAUGACGCGUUCGCCACGUAC